AAGGAGUUAUUUUUGGCUUUGCUUGAUUGAAUAACGUUUUCCGUUUCUACUGUAAUGGGAGCUGCCGCGUACAAAGAUAACAAGCGCAAUCUGUCUGCGGGAAAUGGAGUCUGAACUGCUGAGGCGUAUGCUGAUGAGUCUCGCCAGCACGUCACGUUUGGCUAUCGAACUAUUCCUUAAGAUCCAAAGUGACAGUGAGGGUGAGGAUUCUGACAAUGCUAUCGAGACGCGUAACGCGUACGACACGAAAUUGCUUGUGGCAUUCACGGACAUGCUUAGCACCGUGGAACGCCGCUUUUGGGUUCGGGAAACAAGCACCGAGUGGUGGGAUCACAUCGUCAUGGAAGUCUGGGAUGACGAGCAGUGGCUGCAGAACUUUCGGAUGAGAAAAGCCACUUUCAUGGGACUAUGUGAGGAGCUUGACCCCACCCUGUGGCGCAAGGACACGAGAUUGAGAGCUGCCCUGCCAGUGGAGAAGCAGGUGGCCAUUGCAAUCUGGAAGCUGGCAACUCCAGACAGCUACCGGUCAGUCGCAAACCAGUUUGGAGUGGGAAAGUCGACCGUUGAAAUUGUGUUGAUGCAAGCUUGCAAGACCAUUAAUCGCAUCUUACUCAGAAGAACCGUGACUCUGGGUAACAUGCAGGAAAUAGUGGAUGGCUUUGCACAAAUGGGGUUCCCUAACUGUGGAGGGGCAACAGAUGGGAUGCACAUUCCUAUUCUGGCACCACCCCACCUAGGAUCCGAGUACGUUAAUUGGAAGGGGUAUUUCUCUAUGGUUCUCCAGGUGCUUGUGGAUCACCAUGGGCGUUUCAUUGACAUUAACACAGGCUAGCCUGGAAAGGUGCAUGACGCACGCAUCUUUCUGAACACUUGGCUGUUCAGGAAGACGCAGGCCGGGACUUUUUUCCCAGAGCGGAAGAUCACGGUAGGGGAAGUUGAAAUGCCCAUUGUGAUCCUUGGCGAUCCCGCUUACCCGUUAAUGCCGUGGCUCAUGAAACUCUACACAGGGAGCCUUGACAGCAGCAAGGAACGGUUCAACUACAGGCUGAGCCGGUGCCGAAUGACCGUGGAGUGUGCCUUUGGCCGUUUAAAGGCCCGCUGGCGAUCUCUGUACAGGAAGCUGGACUUGGCCGAAAGCAGCAUCCCCGCGGUUAUAUCCGCGUGCUGUGCCCUCCAUAAUGUUUGUGAAGGGAGGGGUGAAAGCUUCACUCAGGCAUGGACCUCCGAGGUUCAACACCUGCAGGCUGAAUUUGCACAGCCAGAGAGCAGGGCUAUUACAGGGGCCCAGCGCGGGGCUGCAAGGAUUAGGGAUGCCUUGAGGGAGCAAUUUGAGGCUGAAAACCAGCAGCGAUAUCUGGUGCCCUGCAUGGGAGUGAAGUGCAGUAGUUCCAAUCUUUAGGAAUCAGUGUCUGCUUAGCAGACAAGCAGACUUGCAGUGCCUGUUUAUUUCCUGGGCUAAGGAGUCUUUUACUUUAUGCAGUAAUAAAGAAUGUUUUCAAAGCCAAAGAAUCCAUUUAUUGAAAAGAAAAAAGGGGGUGGCGUGGGGAACAGUGCAAUCA
Malaclemys terrapin pileata is the source of this 1559-nucleotide messenger RNA. RefSeq lists its product as uncharacterized. Lineage: Eukaryota; Metazoa; Chordata; Testudines; Emydidae. The transcript has 2 exons. The record is from RefSeq and is a predicted model, not a curated record. The coding region runs from base 104 to 832 and encodes 242 amino acids.